This is a messenger RNA of Daphnia pulicaria, 1063 nucleotides long. RefSeq names its product adhesive plaque matrix protein-like. The coding region runs from base 103 to 1002 and encodes 299 amino acids. NCBI's taxonomy places the organism in Eukaryota, Metazoa, Arthropoda, Branchiopoda, Diplostraca, Daphniidae. The transcript is spliced from 4 exons. The record is from RefSeq and is a predicted model, not a curated record. Gene Ontology annotation, cellular component: extracellular matrix.
UUGCCAUAAGCUAUCACUCUUGUUUCCUAUAAAAUCACGGAGCGAUCAGUUUGAAAGUAUCAGUUAUCUAGCUGUUUCAAGCAAGUCAACUACUGCUCCAACAUGAAGUUCUUCAUACUCGUUGCUCUUUUCGCCGUCGCUGCUGCAAAUUCCUACGAGGCCCCAAAGUACGAGACCCCCAAGUACGAGGCUCCUAAAUAUGAAGCACCAAAGUACGAGACCCCCAAGUACGAGGCUCCUAAAUAUGAAGCACCAAAGUACGAGACCCCCAAGUACGAGACCCCCAAGUACGAGGCUCCUAAAUAUGAAGCACCAAAGUACGAGACCCCCAAGUACGAGGCUCCUAAAUAUGAAGCACCAAAGUACGAGACCCCCAAGUACGAGGCUCCUAAAUAUGAAACACCAAAGUACGAGGCUCCUAAAUAUGAAGCACCAAAGUACGAGACCCCCAAGUACGAGGCUCCUAAAUAUGAAGCACCAAAGUACGAGGCUCCUAAAUAUGAAGCACCAAAGUACGAGGCUCCUAAAUAUGAAGCUCCAAAGUACGAGACCCCCAAGUACGAGGCUCCUAAAUAUGAAGCACCAAAGUACGAGGCACCAAAGUACGAGACCCCCAAGUACGAGGCUCCUAAAUACGAGGAAGUCACAUACGCCGCUCAACCCUACAGCUUCGGAUACGAUGUCCAGGAUAAAGAAUCUUACACUGACUUCGAGCACAACGAAAAAUCUGACUACAACGUUGUCACCGGAUCUUACCGUGUGGUUCUCCCCGACAGCCGCGUCCAGAUCGUCACCUACAAGGCUGACGCCAACGGAUAUACCGCUGACGUGAAAUACGAAGGCGAAGCCAAGUACCCCGAGUACGCUGAGUCCCAAUACAAAUCUGCUGCUUCCUACGCUGCCCCUGCCUACAAGGCUCCUGAAUACAAAAAGCCGACCUACACUGCUCCAGCCUACACUGCUCCAGCUUACCAAGCUCCCGCUGCCUACCCUAAAUAUUAAUUCCCAUAAAUCACGAUCUUCAUUUUGAGAUUAUUAUUUAAUAAAUCACAUCUUCUAACGA